Durusdinium trenchii is the source of this 586-nucleotide messenger RNA. The record is from the annotation of a GenBank genome assembly. Lineage: Eukaryota; Dinophyceae; Suessiales; Symbiodiniaceae.
GACAGGGCGAAGGAGGUGGUCGGGUUUGCAUAUGAUGAGCGAACCCGUAUGCGCAAAGAGCUGAACUAUGCGGAUGUGUACCACAGCGCAAACAGAUAUGGCAGCGGGAAAGAACAAGUUCCGAUAGUCCUUCCAAGAAGCCAACUCUACUCCUUCCUACGUGGCCGCCUCGUGCUUGGGAGGGAGAGCCUGCGUUUGCAAGGGCAUGGAUGGGACCCCCGGCAUUUGAUGCUCUAUAGUGAGAGCAAUCUUCAAGAUCUGGCUGGGAAUUCGUUUUCAGCCAACGUGAUCAUGGCAGUCAUUGCAGCCGUCCUGUGCUCCCUUCGCUUUGUUUCAGAGAGCGAGGCGGAGGAAAACGAUGAUAUCAGUGAGAUGGUUCGGCAAAUGCAGGAACCCUUUCAAAACAUGGAAUCCUAGGGAGGCUCGCGAAUAAAUUUGAUUUUGGCAAUGGGAAGGGUCUGUGCAAGACGGAUCAUUCGCCGUUGCAAAUCGGGCUGGAAUAGCCAAGUACACGUACACUAGCAGUACAGGCCAGGUUUGGGAAUCCUUGGCGACAAUCUUCACUUUGUGUUGUGUACAGCGGCCA